This is a messenger RNA of Rodentolepis nana, 1155 nucleotides long. The record is from the annotation of a GenBank genome assembly. NCBI's taxonomy places the organism in Eukaryota, Metazoa, Platyhelminthes, Cestoda, Cyclophyllidea, Hymenolepididae.
AUGCUGACUGAAAAGAGGGUCCCGAAUAGACCAAAUGUGAGAAUAAUUCUGAUUUCGAAAUCGGAUCUUGGAUCUGGAAAUUUCACAACAAUGCAGAGGAUUAAAAAGGGAAUAAAUGACCUAAAAGAACAGGAUAUCUGUGUUUUCCAAAUGGGUCUGGAAACUAAAUCCAUUAACGAGAGAUUAUCAGAAACAAAUUGGAAUGGCUUAACAAUCCUAAUUGGACUAAAUAUUGAUCGCACUGCUUUUCUAUCAUCGUAUGUUUCAAGCAACACCAAACUCGUAUUUAUUUGCGGUGGUACAGAUGUCAACGAGAGUGUUAAAAAUCCAACUAAACUUCAGAGAAUGUCUGAAGCGAUCACAAGAAGCAGUGCUACUGUGGCCUUUGGCGUUUCCCUAAAAAAACAAUUUCUGUCCUUCUGGCCGGAGUAUAAAGGUCUUCUUCGAAUCAUCCCUCAAACCGCUUGUGUUAUCGAACCAACUCAAAUUCACUGCAAGUCAGUUAUAUCCUCAUUGGAAUCAAAAUUGGCUGUUACUCUUGAGAGCUUCAUUCUUUUCGCGGGUAGAUUAAGGCCCAUAAAGGAUCCAGCAUAUUCCUUAAAACCUUUUUUAAGACUAGCGGAAGACCGACGUGAUCUGCAUUUACAGCUUCUCUUUGUUGGCUCAGUUGUGAGUGGGUCUUACUUUGUCGUAAACAAACUAUUUCUAGGAAGAGUACUAUAUGAUUCAGUUCAAUGGGUUGAGUCCAUUCCGCAAUCAGAUCUCCAUGCUCUGAUGGCAUCAGCUAUUUGCUUAAUCAACUCGUCUCUCAGUGAAGGACAAGCUCUGAGUAUCAUUGAGGCUAUGGCUCUUGGGUGUCCCGUAGUAGCUCGACAUAUCCCCGGAAAUGUAGACCUCAUUGAGCAUGAAAAGACGGGUUUACUCUAUGACUCACAAGAGGGUAACAGAGCUGUUGAGACGUUUCGUGAUAGUCCAAUUGCUGGAUAUCGUAGAUUAGGUCUCAAGGAGUGCUUCGAAAGGCUCCUAGAUGAUCACAAACUCCGCAGUUUAAUCUCCAGAAAUGCGCGAAUGAAAUCCCGAGAUGCACUUCAAUAUCACAAAGAGGCAAACAGCUACCUCAAUCUUAUAGACGAGAUCCUCAGACAUGAUAUUUAA